AUAGGAUAAUGAUUGCAUCAUUACUAUUAUUAUAGUAAAGACGACAUCUUACAAUCUCAGACGCAACGCAUGUGGGCACGCUAAUCCAGAUUCCAGAUUCUGACUUUUUCGCCCAAUUAAUUUAUGUUAUUCCAUUCAAUUCACGCAAAGAUGAUGUUGACAUCCGUUGAACCAAUGUAAUUUGAUUUCAGACUCCAUCAAAAGCUUACAACGGAAUCGAAAAUCGUCGGGUGUGAUCGAAAUUUGACAACCCAUCCGUUCGUUUGUUGAAAUUCUAAUCAAAAUUCCACUACAUUGAGGACAUUCUGGUAACAUAACUGUUCUUUUGGCCGAAUUUUAGCCCCUUUUUUGUUUGGGUCGCAGAUAUUGCUGUAGUUGAGUGAUCAGAUCGACUCAUCGGUAACAGAGGUAGCAGAUAAGUAACCUGUGGACUGUUACAUUGUAGAGACAGUUAUGGGUGCCUCAUUAAUGGAGGCAUUUACAAAGUCUCUUGCAAUGACAAUUCUUUCAGAGAUAGGGGACAAGACCUUUUUCGUCGCUGCUAUCAUGGCAAUGCGGCAUUCAAGAAGAUUGGUCUUAGCUGGAUGCCUUGCUGCUCUUACUGUAAUGACAAUUAUCUCUGUAGUUUUUGGCUGGGCUGCACCAAACUUAUUAUCUCGGAAAUGGACUCAUGUUAUCACAACGAUUUUAUUCUUUGCAUUUGGAUUUUGGUCAUUAUGGGAAGGCCUCACAGAAGGAGGAGAGAGCGAAGAGUUGGCUGAGGUGGAAGCUAAGCUGGUUAAAGAUGAUAUGAAAAAACAGCAGAGACCAUUCUUCACUCAGUUCUUUUCACCAAUUCUUCUCGAGGCAUUUUCCCUGACAUUUUUUGGAGAGUGGGGUGAUAAGAGCCAGAUUGCUACUAUAGGACUGGCUGCAGAUAUAAAUCCGUUUGGUGUAGUUCUCGGCGGUAUUUUAGGGCAGGCUUUGUGUACCACUGCAGCUGUAUUUGGUGGCAAGAGUUUGGCAUCUCGUAUAUCUGAAAAGAUGGUUGCAAUUUCUGGUGGAAUUCUGUUCGUUGUUUUUGGGAUUCAGUGUUUACUAACAAAAGUGGAGAAUCCAUAAGUAUCCACUCAUUUGUGGAUGUUACCAGGGAUGAUGUUUUCUGUCGUUUCCUCUGGUCAUUUCUACCCUUCAGAGUUUAUCUGCUGGAACUGCAAUGCUGCUUUUUCAUGGCUAAUUUUUUCACCGCAUGGGAUGAUUGCCAGGUAGAUUGCUGCAAUUAUUGCAACGUACGUCUUUUGGAAAAAAGCCCUAAAGACUUGUAUUUUUUUCUCUUGGGCAACUCUUCUUCCUUCCAUAAAUUGCCACGGCGUUCAUGUAAUCUGUUCGCAUUGGCGGGGUAAGCAGAUCAUUUGUUGCUUGAGAUUGACGGGAUUCAACAUUUUCCCAGUAAUCAUUGUCUGGGAAUUAUCUACCUUCAAAUUUUGUAAUUCGAAUUAAAACUUUUUCUGUGUGCUUUCAUUCCAUCCGCUGAACAGAUUUACCAUUUUAAAGAAGAUUGCUGAUAACAUUGUAGAAUGGUAUUUACGAAACACUAGAUUUUUUCAGUGUAAUAAAAGUUGGCAAUGGAAAAAUGGCAUACAAAGGCUCUGUUCUGAACUUCUGAGAUGAGCAUGAAAAAUAAUGAAUGCCAAAACCCAUCUUCAAGGUGCUAUUUUUAG
Messenger RNA from Cryptomeria japonica (Japanese cedar), 1700 nucleotides. RefSeq names its product GDT1-like protein 5. Gene Ontology annotation, biological process: Golgi calcium ion homeostasis; calcium ion transmembrane transport; Golgi calcium ion transport. Lineage: Eukaryota; Viridiplantae; Streptophyta; Pinopsida; Cupressales; Cupressaceae. Gene Ontology annotation, cellular component: Golgi apparatus. The record is from RefSeq and is a predicted model, not a curated record. Bases 454 to 1101 code for a protein of 215 amino acids. The transcript is spliced from 11 exons. Gene Ontology annotation, molecular function: calcium ion transmembrane transporter activity; manganese ion transmembrane transporter activity.